CAACGUCUGAAUAACAACUGACAGCUUAGCAAGCCAGCGAGCAGCAGGCUGUGUUUGCUCUUGUCUUGUAUUCUGCUGUUCUGGCCGUGAGUAACGGCGGCGCGACGGUGAGGCGGCAGUGGCGAUCGUCAUAGAAUCGAACAGCAUAACAUAAUCACUGUUCUGGCAAUAGCUGACCGAGCGACGGCUGACUUCGUUCUCUAGGUGAUUUCCGGUCGUCAUUGGUUACUACCACUCGGAGUGUUCGUGAGUGCCUGUGUGCGUGUGCCUUUUCGGCUGCCUUUUACUUAACAGCGGGCGGUUGACACUUUUGGUGGCCAAUAUCACUAACGCUGUAUGCUACUGCAAUACUAUUAAUCAGCUAAUCCAUCUUUAAGAAUCAGUACGGAAUAGUAACGCGACAAAUGAAUUAUGUAAGGCAAUCUGGUACGCCGUGAUAGAUAUUCCAUCAAUGCUAUUGAGCCAAUAUGAGUAUUUUGGAGUAUAACCGGUUUGUGCCUUUCCGCUUGUUGUGCUGCUGUUAAUCGUACGGUACAGCGGUUCGUGCUGGUCAGUUGUCUACCGGUGGUUGAAGUGAGCAUCGCUAUCCAAUUAGGCAAUUUUACUUGUUAGUGAUUUCGUGUUUGUUGUUUCCGCCGUGCAGAGCGUCACUUUAGUUCCAGCGAAGCAGCACCUUAAAGACAACAAACGAAACAGAAAUCGUCAGACGCCACUAGUGUUAUCAUUCUUGUCAUCGACGCCGUCUGUUCUUUAUCGUCGAAGUGUUUGAUCUAAUUACCGGGGCUUUGUUCAGCCAUUGUCUAGCUUCAUCUUGGUAUGUUAGCUUCGAUUGGCAGUCUAUAGGACGGCGUGACCUCCUGUGCUAAGGUGCCACUCAGCUCUGCCUUCGUAACAAGCUGUGCAUACUGCUACGAAGAAAAACAGCUUGACAUCAGUGUGGCUAGGUGUCUUCUUCUCUGUGCUGUUGUGUCUUUAUGUGAGUGUGUUCAUCAAUCGUCUUCAACUCAAAAGUUGCAGCACUAGACCUACGCGGUUCGACAGAAGACUUGAACGAUGGGGAAGAUCCUGUCGCGAAUAUUUGGUAAUCGGGAAAUGCGCAUCCUUAUGUUGGGGUUAGACAAUGCAGGUAAGACAACAAUCUUGUACAAAUUGAAGAUGGGUGAAUCAGUUACGACAAUACCCACCGUCGGAUUCAACGUCGAGACCGUCACGUACAAAAAUGUCAAAUUCAACGUCUGGGAUGUCGGUGGACAGGACAAGAUUCGACCGCUCUGGAGACAUUACUACACGGGAACACAGGCAUUGAUAUUUGUUGUAGAUUCAUCCGAUAUCGAUCGUAUAGACGAAGCACGACAGGAGUUACAUCGUAUCAUAAGUGACCGCGAAAUGCGAGAUGCCCUUAUCCUCGUAUUUGCCAAUAAACAGGACCACAAAGACGCUAUGAAGCCGCAUGAGAUCCAGGAAAAGCUCGGCCUAACACGGUUACGCGACAGGCACUGGUACGUGCAGCCGGCGUGUGCUAUCCAAGGUGAUGGGUUACAGGAGGGCCUGACGUGGCUCAUGGCUACACACAAAGGAUGAGACCUGGUCGAGCGGGUGGGGCAGCCGGAAGAGGAUCACCCCACUGCUGAAUUCUAUCCUGUUCGAGUGGUGCCAACUGACGCCCAGUAGUGAAUCACAGAUGUAACUGCAUAGACAACAACUCAGAAGAUCGACAUCAUCCAGUGUAGAGAAAGACAAAAGAACCGAGCACAUAUGGCGAUGACAGCUCGUGAGGCCUCGUAAAUCCAAACAACAACAGCAUCAGCAAAUGACGACAACGACGAGGGGAAAGUUCAGUAGCGCGUAUCGUUGGCCGCAGAGAGUUUCAGCAAAUCGCUUCUGCAUGCCUUUGUAAUGAGAUUAAUUCGCCAUUAAUUUGUUGCUUGAAGGAAGAACGACUCGGUACGCGUCUGAUCGUGCAUACAAGUUCGCGCGGCUAAAGCGUCGUUUGGAAAAGUUUGGCGUCAUGAUCAUUAUGAGCAAGAGUGUUGGAGCUGGCAGUGAGAUUAGAUGAAUGAGGACACCCAGAAAAAAUGUUGCCGAGUCACUCAAUCCUUCAAGAAUUAAUUAUUUGAAUGCAUAUUAAAGCUAUAAAGUACCACCACUAGUACUGUUUAUUGAAGAAGAGCCGAAGUGAAAAAGUAUCUUCAUCACGUAUUAAAAUAACGCAUUACUGGAUUAUGGUGAUGACUAAGGCGUGAAUCAAUUGUGUACAGUAGAUUAAAGCAAUAAACUGGCAUUUCGCCUUGCUUGAAAUAAACGAACGGAAGGAGGUCUAGGCAAAAGAAUUGCUAUGGGAAGUGGGUAUCAAAGAUUAAAACACUGAAAUGUCAGCCAUCUGAUGAAGGCACGUAGACGUAGAAUAACAUGGCAAGGGGCAAAAAGAGACACAAAAAGGACCUGUGUAUUGGCCGUCCAGAAAGCCAGGCUGAACCUUGAGGGACAUUAAUCGUUUUGAUUGAAAAAGAUCGUUUGUUGUGCCUGUGUGAAAGAAACUUAAUCAUAGCCAGUUAAUGCUGGUUUUUUAGAGAGUGUUCUUUUAGUAAUGUCGAAGAAUCUAGUUCCCAAAAUGCUUAAAGGGUUUUAUAGAAGUCAACUUAGCUAUUAUAAGAGAUGCGUGCCGUGGAAUAAAUGCUAUUAUUAUUAAAUCUCAUUAUAAUAAGACAAAGGGGAUAAAUAGCAGACACUUAUCGGUCUUCGAAAGACAUGCAUUUUUACAAAAUCUAUAAGACAGCAUUUUGCAUUUGGCGUAAUUACAGGUUAUCUCACAGGUACACGUUAAACCUUAAUUAAAGCAAACUAAUAACAAUCUUCUUAGUACAAUAAAACUGAUAAUUGAGGCGCGAUAAUUUCUUGGAUGUAACAAAGCUCAAACUCAUUGAACUGCAUCAGUUCGACCGGAAUCAAUUGCGGGGGCAAGAACGUCGGCGACCGAUUCCGCCGCGUAAAAAAUGAGCGUUCAGCAAUAUUCUAUGGACAUAGCAGCUCUGGCUAUUGUAUUAGGGGGCGUUUGUCACCUCAUGCAGUUUGGUUAAGAAUACCACAAGGUAUAAUGCAGGGAUGUAUUUUGUUUGCUUAAUUAUACGUGCGAGAAGAAAAAACAAUAAGAAACGUAAUGGAAAAUGUAGUACAGCAUUAGCGGUGGCGCUGCUGUGAUGGCGCGCCUAAAUGUUGCUGGUGCCUUCAAAAAAACGCGAUGACAAAUAAAGUCGAUAUUCGAGCUGACAUAGAAAAGAAAAGGAAAACAUUUGAUUGAUACAUGUGGUAAACAAAUAAGUAUGGUUUCUAGUUGUGCUGAAAAUGGAUGAACGAAUGAACCAUAAGGACCCAGCUAUUAUCAUAACCGUAAAAUAAUUCUUUCACUGCUAUUACUGAUCAAAGAUUUGAAAGUAAAGUCGUCAUAACUUUAUCUUCGAAAACAAUAUCUCGUUUACCUUAAAUCUUCCCAGAACGAACAGUGUUUAUCUCAUGGGAUUGGUGUAAUGAGAGAUCGUCAGAAGCGCGACACCUGCGAUUAUUGCAACUUGAAAUACAGCUUUCUGCAUUUGAUGAAAAGAAGAUUUAUGAAAGUUAACUGGAGCACUACAUACCGCUAUGAUCCAUACAGAUGGUGCUCGUUGGGUUAAAUUAACCUAGCAUUCAGAUCUAUACACUCGUAUAAAUCUGUUUAUUGAAUUCAGCUAUGAACAUACAGACCUGUAGACGAAAAAGCAGCGAAAACGAGAAAAACAGGUCAGAUGUUUCUUCACUGAAGAAUGGAUUGUGUAAGUCAUGUCCACUUUCAUCGGUCAUUUAUAAGAGAGAAUAUCUAUCUACUAUUUAUACCGAGUUCGGUAUUGACACGCAUUAAUAAUUAACUGCCAACAAACGGCAAUAAUAAGAUAUAUAUAUAUAUACACACACACAGAGAUGCAGUAAAUAGUUUAGAAGAUUUAGGGAAAGGGAAACUAUUAACAAAGUUGACGAGAAUGAAAUCACUAGUGUAGCAGGGGAACACGAAAAUGUGUAUGGUAAAUGCAUCUUUGAGGAUAGACAGUAAUAAUAAUGGUAGAAUAGUGAUAUAUAGUACAUAUCUGUAAAUAGAGCACAAGUGAAAGAACGGUAAAAGAAUGAAAGCAAAAGUUAAGAAAUGUUUACUGAUUGACAACAUAAGUAUACUGUUAGCAACAAAUAAUGUUGUUCUAUACUAUAAAUAUUUGAUUGACGAAAGAGGGUAAAUUGGAUUUGAAUGGUGAUUCUAGAACCGCGAGUUCACGCAUGUACGAAGUGUCUACCUUUCUCACAAAUCGAAAAAAAUUGACAACAACAAUGAAAAGAGUUUAGCGAGUUAAUGAGAAACAUUCAGGUAGGAAAAGGUCACGCUAAAUUUAUUGAUCGGGAAGCCAUAUUGAAGUGAAGAGGAGGUUCUAAACUGUUAUAACCUGGUUGUAUAGAAAUCUACGAUACGAUAUAAAGAUACCUGUGCACAUAGUUGCAUGAACACACCGCAACGCGAAAAGUAGAAGGAAUAUAUAUAUCUUUUAAAUCAUCUCAUAUAUAUAUAUAUAUAUAUAUAUAUAUAGCAGAUGAUAUAAAAGCCGUAGCAAAUGGUGAGAGAAAGAAAAAAAGUUGUAUAUUUGGAGCACGAUACAAACAGAUCUAGUUAGGUUGUGUUGUAGGGCAAGUGUAGGAGAAAACUUAUAAACAGAAAGAGGCGGUACAUUACUAUAUAUAAAUAUUAUAUAUACACUAUAUAGAACCAUUAAUGUUAUUAUUAUUGCGCUCAUACAUUUGAAGGAGGCGAGCCAGGAGUAUUUUGAGCGUAUGCCAAGUGGGAUGAGAUGAACUAGAAUUUUAUCCUUCCAGAUUUUCAGUUUUAGACGAUAUUUUGCGUUUAGUUUUCAAUCAGGGUGAGAUGUUAAUAAAGUUGACAAAGUUUCAUAUUUAAUA
This is a messenger RNA of Varroa destructor (honeybee mite), 4971 nucleotides long. RefSeq names its product ADP-ribosylation factor 6 (gene Arf6). The record is from RefSeq and is a predicted model, not a curated record. Lineage: Eukaryota; Metazoa; Arthropoda; Arachnida; Mesostigmata; Varroidae. Gene Ontology annotation, molecular function: GTPase activity; GTP binding.